Messenger RNA from Herpailurus yagouaroundi (jaguarundi), 1449 nucleotides. RefSeq names its product potassium channel tetramerization domain containing 4 (gene KCTD4). Gene Ontology annotation, biological process: protein homooligomerization. Gene Ontology annotation, molecular function: protein binding. The transcript has a single exon. Bases 1 to 780 code for a protein of 259 amino acids. NCBI's taxonomy places the organism in Eukaryota, Metazoa, Chordata, Mammalia, Carnivora, Felidae. The record is from RefSeq and is a predicted model, not a curated record.
AUGGAGCGUAAAAUAAACAGAAGAGAAAAAGAAAAGGAGUAUGAAGGGAAACACAACAGCUUGGAAGACGCUGACCAAGGAAAGAACUGCAAAUCCACACUGAUGACCCUCAACGUUGGUGGAUAUUUAUACAUUACUCAAAAACAAACACUGACCAAGUACCCAGACACUUUCCUUGAAGGUAUAGUAAAUGGAAAAAUCCUCUGCCCGUUUGAUGCUGAUGGGCAUUAUUUCAUAGACAGGGAUGGACUCCUCUUCAGGCAUGUCCUGAACUUCCUACGAAAUGGAGAACUUCUACUGCCCGAAGGCUUUCGAGAAAAUCAACUUCUUGCACAAGAAGCAGAAUUCUUUCAGCUCAAGGGACUGGCGGAGGAAGUGAAAGCCAGGUGGGAAAAAGAACAGCUAACACCCAGAGAGACUACUUUCUUGGAAAUAACAGAUAACCAUGAUCGCUCCCAAGGACUGAGAAUUUUCUGUAAUGCUCCUGAUUUCAUAUCAAAAAUAAAAUCUCGCAUUGUUCUGGUGUCCAAAAGCAGGCUGGAUGGAUUUCCAGAGGAGUUUUCAAUAUCAUCAAACAUCAUUCAAUUUAAAUACUUCAUAAAAUCUGAAAAUGGCACUCGACUUGUACUAAAGGAAGACAACACCUUUGUCUGUACCCUGGAAACUCUUAAGUUUGAAGCUAUAAUGAUGGCUUUAAAGUGUGGCUUUAGACUGCUGACCAGCCUGGAUUGUUCCAAAGGGUCAAUUGUUCACAGCGAUGCACUUCAUUUUAUCAAGUAAUUACCUGUGUCACGAACAAAGGCAACAAGCAUGCAGCCAGCAAGCUUCGGAAAACCACGGCAUCAAAGGCAUCCCAAAUAACGUGUGCCUAGUCAGCUCUGUACUCAGAGCCCUGCUGCUAAUCAAUUACUGUGAGCUAACGGUAUGUAAAUUCUAUCGCUAAAGAUGUCCUUCUCAAGGGUGUUCCUGCUGAUCAGACUCUUAAAAUGAAAACAGUGAUGUUCUAUAUAUUAUAAAUAAAGACUGAAUGCUUUUGCUAUUUGUUUAUUUCUCCGUAAACUGUCUUUCAAUCAGAAUGUCUUUGGUACUUGCACAAUGAACAAGCAUGUACAUUAUCUAUCAUUCAUUUAAGUAAAUGGUAAUACAAUAUUUUAAGGGGCUGUAAGAUUUAAAAUCCUUUCUACCAAUCUACAAAGAAACUGAACUGGUAAAAUUAAACAUUGAGAGAAAAAGAGAUGUGCAGAUGUACUAAAACAGAGCUACAGUGAAACCAAAUGUAAGUGUAAGAAGGUAUUAAAGCUAUUGACUUAAUUUUAACGGCAGGCACUAAAAGCUUAUUCAUAGUUCCUGUAUUUUAUACUAGAAUUAUAGCUGAAUUGACAUAUUGCUGAACAUUCCUAGAAAACUGCUUGAUGACAAUAAAAAAUAAAUAAAAGCACUAUUAGCUUC